Molecule: messenger RNA, 1350 nt
Organism: Mucor mucedo
Lineage: Eukaryota; Fungi; Mucoromycota; Mucoromycetes; Mucorales; Mucoraceae
Exons: 4
Coding region: 121-1257 (378 amino acids)
Source: RefSeq, a predicted model, not a curated record
AUACCCGUCUUCACUACUUUAUCCCAGCCUAACUUUCACGCGUCAAUCGGAGACUGAAAACAUUCAUGUAAAAAGCAAGAAAAAAGCAACUUUUUUUUUUGUUCUCCUCCAAACAAUAAAAUGACUCAUUUGUAUCAUUUUUACGAAGCCAUUGAUCACGAAGAAAAAGAAGCCGAUAUAUUUUACGUGCAAUGUGAAUGGUUUAACAAGACCAUUGAUUUAGACACAGAACAAGCCAGUAAUGAAGAUUAUUGUCUAAUUACCGUGACGAACCUUGAGGAUUACUGGCAACACACAAUUACUCGAGACUUGUUAAUUGAAAAGUUUAAACCAAGUAAUUGUUUGGUACAAAAAACUCGUAGUAAGGUAUUAGCACUUAGUUUACGAGGUUCCAAGUGGAUCAAGAAUCAUCAAAUUCAAUGGGCCUAUAUCAAGUGUGAAAAUGGUCAACUCGAGAUGAAAUUACGAAUCCAUUAUUUCGAUAUCAUUUAUGGAGUCGCAGGUUCUUUCACCAUGGAAAAGCUUCCUGGCGAAAAGAAUCAGGACUUACUGACAUCAUGGUUUAAGAAUUGUGCGACAGCUUCUGUGAAGUCUAAUGAAACUGAGGAAGCAUUGACCUUGCGUCAUGAUGAUAUGAAGUCCUUAAACGAUGAUUUAAAAUCAGCUCUUCAAGCCAUGAAAACCGAAUCCAUCGAAUACCGGUUCACCAUGUUUUCUAAUUUUACCAAAGUGUUGAAUGCCAAAAAAGAAAAAAUCGCAGAACUUAUUAGCGAAAUCGACUACUUAAAAAAACGAACCAGAGAUGAUACCGACGAAGAAGACAUGCCUGUAAAGAUACAAAAGACAAAGCGUGGUUCAAAGAAACAAAUAAAAAAUGAGGCCUUUUCAACUGUCAAAACGGAAACGUCCUCGUUGCAAGGACUUGUUCGAAAAGAGGCAUCAUCAUCACGAGAGACUAGAAAGUUAUCGCCUAACGUGAAACAAGAGCCAACCGGUGCCACGGAGGAAGAAUCGUUAGUUACAGUGAAGGAAGAACCGCUAUGGCCUGAAGAAGAACCUAUUCCACGAAAGACAAAAGAUAAAGGGAAGGCCGUGGAUAGAGGAGAGACCAUGGGUAGGGGAAAGGAUAAAGCGCAAAAGAAGCCAGAUCGACAAACUGUGAAUCUGGAUUCAACUAGCGAUGAUGAAUCAGAGGAUGAAUCAGAGGAUGAAUUGGGUGAUCUAUUGGAUAAAAGGACCAAGAAAUUCGAUCUGUAAAAUAAUAUUUUGAAAAUAUGGACUACAUAUACAACACAACAGUUCAGAGGGUUUGGGGGAAGAAGGCUGAUUUAUACCAAAAAUAAAUAUGAU